Molecule: messenger RNA, 2472 nt
Organism: Candida dubliniensis CD36
Lineage: Eukaryota; Fungi; Ascomycota; Pichiomycetes; Serinales; Debaryomycetaceae
Product: putative ubiquitin-specific protease
Exons: 1
Coding region: 1-2472 (823 amino acids)
Biological process (GO): protein deubiquitination
Cellular component (GO): cytosol; nucleus
Molecular function (GO): cysteine-type deubiquitinase activity; cysteine-type endopeptidase activity
Source: RefSeq, a predicted model, not a curated record
AUGAGUGAGAUUUGGAGCCAAUUAAAGUGCCUAAUUACCAAUCAAGAUCUCAAUACUGUUAAACAUUUCCCACAACACACUACUACUCAACAAGUCGAUUGCUUGUCAAUUUUAAAUUAUUCAUUUAUUCCAACUUCAUUACUAGAUUACUGGAAUCGGAAAACUUACCUGGAAAAGAAGUUCCUACUUUUACAGAUUUCAUUGAUACUAUCAGUUUCUUUAUAUAUUAUUACCCCUUCAUUACCAUUUUACAAACAGAAGCCAAUGUUUUCCAAACGUCCCGAUAAGCAUACAACUGGUCUUAUCAAUUUACGAAAUGACUGUUUUGCCAAUUCCUCAUUGCAGGCAUAUUCGUCUGUUCCUUCUUUGACAGAUUAUUUAAACAAGUUUAUUACUAGUUACCGUCAAUUGGUUGAAUUUGUUAAACUGAACAACAUCGACAUUCAAGAAUUAAUCAACUUGCGUUUGGAAUUGAAUAAAAACUUGCAAAAUUCAAAGUUCAAACACUCAAAUUCUACAUUUGAAGUCCCCUUGCAUAUUGCCAUGGCAUCAAUGGUGAAAAAACUUCAAGAAACAGAAAUGACAACCAGAACUAUAAGUGUCUGGACUUUUCUUCAUGAAUUAGAAAAGAUUUUCAAUGCCAAAAUGUCUAGAUCUCAACAUGAUGCUCAUGAAUUAACUCAAUUAAUCAACGAAACUUUAGAAAAUGAAAACUUAAAGUUUAAAAGUUUUGUUAGAUUUAUUACUUUGAACUUGCAUACUAUUUUGAAAAGAAUCCCUGAUGCUCAAGAUUAUUCUCGAUUGGAUAAAAUUGUUGUCCCCGAGUUCCCAUUUGACGGUUUAAUUUUGAGUCAAAUGACUUGUUUAACUUGUCAUGGAGUUUCUCAACCAAAUUUUACACCAUUUGUUAUACUUACAUUACCGGUCCCUUUGACUAACACCACUAAUUUGGAAACCUUAUUGGAACAAAAUGAAAGUGAACAAAUUGAAGGUUACCAAUGUAUCAAAUGUCGAGUUAGUAAGAUUGCAUUAAACGAGGAACAUUUGAAGCGUCAAAUUCCACUGGAAGAUGUUGAAUAUAUUAAUAAGAUUAUUGAAUUGAACAAUAACCCGAAUUUAUGCAUUAAUGAAGACUUACCUGAAGACUUGGAGAGUUUUAUCAAGAAUUAUAAUGUUGAAGGGAUUGAUGCUUCAAGGAUUACUUCAACGGUUCAGAAAAAGUCCCAAAUUUUGAAACCUCCAAAAAUAUUUGGAUUGCAUCUUUCACGUUCAUCUUUCGAUGGUCAAGUAGUGACUAGAAAUUCAUGUCGAGUCAAGUUUUCAGAUAAAAUGACAUUAUCGAUAGGUAAAGAAUUCCAUGAUAAAUUAAAGCAAUUUCAAACUAUGGUACAAAAAGAAGACGAAAAGUUGAGAGAAAAAUAUACUUCUAAUGUUUUAACCACAGAUGAAAAUGAUAUGGAAGAUGAAGAUGUACAAAGAGAAGAUAUUGACGAAAAAGGUGAAGAAGAAGAAGAUGACGAGGACGACGAGGAAGAUGUUACAACUGAUGAUGGAACAGCUACAGAAAAUGGAACUGAUGAUUUGGAUGAUGAAACAGAUGAAGAAGAGGAAGAUGAUACUUCAUCUGUUAUGUCAAGGGAAACGGAGACUCAAUCUGUCACUACUUCUAGUACCAUCAGACCGAAUUCUGGACCAACAGGUCUGUCUCAAGAGUACUCGAUAAAUCUGGCACCAAUCUCUCACAAGCAAACUGACAAUUUGAAGGAACUUUUCAAACGAUUUAAAUUCAAUGAUAAUGAUUUGUACAAGUACCGUUUAAGAGCUGUUAUCAAACACAUGGGAUCGCAUACUCAAGGGCAUUAUGAAUGUUACAAGCAUAAACCACUUUACGUGAAAGACAAAAAUGGAAAUAUUUUUAAAUUAUCUCCAGAGAUUAAAGAUGAAGUAACAGGUGAAAUCCAUUGCGAGGCAACUCCUGUUGAACGGAAUCCUACUCAAACCAAUGGUGGUAAUGGUACAACUUCAAUGCGUUCAUCCAGUAACAGUUCAAGUGAGAACGAUGAAGGGUUCCGUCAUAAGUUUUCAACCAUGAUGGGUCGUAGACCUUCUGUAUUCCAAGCUAAUCCGACUGGAGUUGAAGAAAUAUUACUGUCUGGUUUACAAACUCCAGCUGAAAUUUUAGUGGAUGAUCCUAAUCAAAACAAUUUCGACAAUGCCUUUGCUACUCACAACUUUAAAGAUGCCUUCAACAACAAUAACGACAAAGACACUCCAGCCAAUAAAAAACAAGAAGAGGAAAAGAAGGUGAAAAUGAAAAAGAUUCCUUCAAUUAUUUCCAAGCCUUAUUGGAGAAUUAGUGAUGCUAAUGUCACUGAAGUUAGCAAGGCUUCUGUAUUAGCCGAGGAAACAACGGUUUAUAUGUUGUAUUAUGAAAGAGUUGACAGGAAGCAAAUUAAACGUCAUCACAGUUAG